AUGAAGUCACCCCCCCCUCCUGCAAACUAUGGCCCGAAAUACUGCGGGUUCGGGGUUCGCUGCCUCCGAGCUGCCAGAUUAUCUAACCUGUCGUUUCCUGAUGCCUUUAAAAAAGAAGAAAAAGAAAAGAAAAAGCCCAAACCAAAGCAGAUUGCACACACACCCUUCCCCCACGCCUGUCCAAACGUGCUCCCGGUGAAAUCGGGGAGUGUGGGGCGGGGGUCCCGCAGCUCGGGCCGGGGAGGCGGGGAGCGGACACUCCACCGCCCCUUCCCGCUCCCUCGGUCGCCUCCCUUUCCCCCCCACCCCGGGCCACCCCCGUCCCCCCCGUCCCCGGGACCCUACCCGGGCCGGCGGCUCCCGCGGCGGUCCCUCCGCAGGACCAGCAGCAGGGCCCGGCGCGGCGGCCGAUGCCGGCCCAGCGCCCCGAGGAAGCAGCGGAGGAUGCACCAACGCAGCGCCCGGGCCCGGCGGCGGCUGCGGACUCCGCGCCGAAAGCGCAGGGUGCACCUUAUCCGGGAGGACAUGAAUAAUGCCAAAGAUUUUGAUGGAGAAGUGGCAGAUGCCUCUGAGAACAUAUUUGAAACCACAAUAACAUUUUCUGAAGAAGCAGAAUGUGAUAAUAAGCUUAGUCAAAAUCCUGGUUCAGCUUCAGGGACUGGUCAGCCUUCAUAUGCUUAUGAACCAAAGAGGGCUCGGAGCUACCAGACAGAACUUGCACAGCCUGCUAUCAGUGGGAAGAACACACUGAUCUGUGCUCCCACAGGGUCUGGCAAAACAUUUGUGGCACUUCUGAUUUGUGAACAUCACUUCCAAAACAUGCCUGCAGGGCAGAAGGCGAAAGUUGUCUUUCUUGCAACCAAAGUGCCAGUGUAUGAACAACAGAAGAAUGUGUUCAAGCAGCAUUUUGAAAGAAGUGGAUACUCUGUUCAAGGAAUGAGUGGUGAAACGGUUGCAAAUGUCUGUGUAAAAAAGGUUAUAGAGGACAGUGACAUCAUUGUGCUGACGCCCCAGACUCUUCUGAAUAUCAUGGAGGAAGGGACCUUCAGUUCCCUCUCUAUCUUCACCCUGAUGAUAUUUGAUGAGUGUCACAACACUACGGGCAACCACCCUUACAAUGUGUUAAUGGCCAGGUAUCUUGAAGACAAAUUCAACUCCUCUGCCAAGCAGCUACCCCAGAUCAUAGGUUUAACAGCUUCUGUUGGAGUUGGUAAUGCCAAGAGCGUCAAGGAGGCAAUAGAGCACAUCUGUGUCCUCUGCUCCUACCUUGACAUACAGGCCAUAUCCACUGUCAGAGAGAACAAAGAUGAGCUGCAGAGACUCCAAAACAAGCCAGAAACACAUAUCAGACUGGUUAAGAUGCGGGUUCAGAAUCGCUUUGCAGACAUUGUCUCUGGUCUGAUGUGUGAGACAGAGGCACUGAUCAGAAGGAUUUACUCAGUGGAUACUAUCUCUCAAAUCAGCAGGAGUGACUUUGGGACACAGAGAUAUGAACACUGGAUAAUUGCCACUCAGAAAAGAUGCAGGCUGUUGCAGCUGGCAGAUAAGGAGAAGGAGAGCAGCAUUUGUAGACACCUUUUCAUUUGCACGGAACACCUGCGGAAAUACAAUGAUGCUCUCAUCAUCAGUGAAGAUGCACGCAUUGAAGAUGCUUUAGCCUACUUAAAUGAGUUUUUCACAAAUGUGAAAAACGGACCAUACACAGAGAUAGAGAAACAACUGACGAACAAAUUUCAAGAGAAAGAACCAGAACUGACAGCCCUCUCAAAAGAUGAAUCCAAUGAUAAUCCCAAGCUGGAAGAGCUUGCUGCCAUCCUGGAUGAAGCAUACCGCUACAAUCCACAGACUCGCACACUUCUCUUUGCUAAAACAAGAGCCUUAGUAGCUGCUUUGAAGAAGUGGGUGGAUGCAAACCCUCUACUGAGCUACAUAAAAUCAGAUGUGUUGAUGGGUCGUGGACGAAGAGAUGAAAAAAAAUGUAUGACCCUCCCAAUGCAGAAGGUUGUACUGGAUACAUUCAAAACCAACAAAGAUUGCAGAUUGCUCAUUACUACAUCUGUUGCUGAUGAAGGCAUAGAUAUUUCUGAGUGCAACCUUGUGGUGCUCUAUGAAUACUUUGGGAAUGUCACCAAAAUGAUCCAAGUCAGAGGUCGUGGAAGGGCAAGAGGCAGCAAGUGCAUCCUUGUAACAAGCAAAACAGAAGUGGUUGAGAAUGAGAAAAUGAACCAUUUUAGGGAAGAAAUGAUGAAUGAAGCUAUUGAAAAGCUGCAGAAUUGGAGUGAAGCAGUAUUUGCAAAAAAGAUACAUGACCUGCAAAUGAAGGAAAAGGUAUUACGAGAUUCCAGGAAGAGAGAAACGAGACCUAAGGUAGUGGAAGGGAAAAAAAAUCUUCUGUGUGGAAAAUGCAAAGCAUAUGCCUGCAGUACAGAUGACAUCAGAGUUAUAAAGGAAUCUCAUCACAUUGUCCUUGGAGAUGACUUCAAGGAGCGUUACAUGACAAAGCCACACAAGAAACCAAUGCAGUUUGAUCUCUUUGAGAAAAAAAGCAAGAUGCAUUGUCAAAACACCAGCUGCCAGCACGACUGGGGAAUCAUAGUGAGGUACAAGAUGUUUGAUGAUCUACCAGUGAUCAAAAUCAAAAGCUUUGUUGUAGAGGAUGUUAAAACUGGGACACAAAUAGAUUUUCAGAAAUGGAGAGAUAUUAAUUUUUCUUUGAAGAAUUUUGAUGAUGAAGAAAUGUCCAGAUGAACUCAGCAUUUUAAUGCACAUUUAAUCAUACAGCACAAAGCUGAAAUAGGGGAUAAUCUGUUUCUGUGUAUAAACACUUCAUCUGUAUGCUGCCUAAUAUGCUAGGACCCUCACCAGCACCUGGCCAAAAAAUUCUAGUAUGGCCAUUAAAAAAAAAAAAAAAGUGCUAUCUAAUGAUGUUUUUCACUAUAACUUUUAAUAUAGGCAUGGACAAACAUGUGCCCAAGCUUCUAGAUCUUGAUCUUCGCUGCUAUGAAGUAGUUAGUCUGAAAAAAAUAAAAUCAAGUUGAAUGACUAACUAAACAUCUCAUUUUAGGUAACAGGCCACAACUUCAAACAUUUCUGUUUGCAUCAGAAUCUUCUUUUUUUUUUUAACUAGCAACUUCUGACUGGGUUGUGCCUGCAAGCAAACAAUGUGGCUGAUGCGUACUGGUGCUUCAAGCACCAACUUAGUUACUAGAAAAGUAAUUUUUAAAAAGCUUUAAAUGUUCUGGGCAAUUUGUUAUACAGAAUGUUAAAAGGAAAUAUCCAGUAACCUUUCUGUAAGGAAAAUAAUCACAUCUUUUCAAUCCACCUUUAAUAGAGAAUGCUUCUGCAAGAGUCUCAAAAGAGCAGUAAGGCUUUUCAAAGAGCCCUUGUGGAGGAGGGCAUCUUCUGGACCUAAGUGGUAGCAUGGUUUUCUUCUAGCACUGCAUCCUUGUCACAUUGCUGUUGCUGAAGUUGCAGAAUGGACACUUUUUAAGGCGUUGCCUUAUGGAACAAGCCCCAAGGGGGACAAAGCAGUGCCCUGCAAAAAAGGGGAAGGCUUAACUCACAUGGUGAUUAGCAUUUACCCUGAUGUCCUGUCUCUUGAAUUGGCAUCUGAAAAUUCUCAAGGCACUAACAUUAAUUCUGCAGAUUUCCUGUCAGAGCUGAUCUAGAAUUGGAACAAAGUGUUUAAAUCCUUGCCCACCCAGAUCCCAGACAUCUCUCAGAAAAAAAAGAAAAA
Molecule: messenger RNA, 3736 nt
Organism: Calypte anna (Anna's hummingbird)
Lineage: Eukaryota; Metazoa; Chordata; Aves; Apodiformes; Trochilidae
Gene: RIGI
Product: DExD/H-box helicase 58
Exons: 16
Coding region: 1-2748 (915 amino acids)
Cellular component (GO): cytoplasm
Molecular function (GO): ATP binding; single-stranded RNA binding; double-stranded RNA binding
Source: RefSeq, a predicted model, not a curated record